Messenger RNA from Corvus hawaiiensis (hawaiian crow), 4335 nucleotides. It is a transcript of the gene STAT1, whose product is annotated as signal transducer and activator of transcription 1. The transcript is spliced from 25 exons. The coding region runs from base 273 to 2540 and encodes 755 amino acids. NCBI's taxonomy places the organism in Eukaryota, Metazoa, Chordata, Aves, Passeriformes, Corvidae. Gene Ontology annotation, molecular function: DNA-binding transcription factor activity, RNA polymerase II-specific; RNA polymerase II cis-regulatory region sequence-specific DNA binding. The record is from RefSeq and is a predicted model, not a curated record. Gene Ontology annotation, biological process: regulation of cell population proliferation; type I interferon-mediated signaling pathway; response to peptide hormone.
CACUUGGCCGCGCGGCUCCCCGAGCGCAGCCGGCAGCGCGGCACUGCCGAGCCGGACCCGAGGGACACCCCUGCUCUUCUGUCAUCUGUUGCAUCUGCUCCCAAGUCCGACUCUUGGCUCCUUGUCCACAGCUUUCACUCUCCGUCCAUCAGCAUCUCCAGACCUGCCCUGCCCGGGAGCGCCGGAGCGCCCGAAGCGGACCCCUGUCCCCGGCACGGCGCUGACGCUGAUCCUGUGCCUCCAGCAUCGCUGGGCAGCCUCUGCUGAACAGGAUGACUCAGUGGUAUCAGCUGCAGCAACUUGAUUCCAAGUUUUUGGAGCAAGUUCACCAGCUAUAUGAUGACAGCUUUCCUAUGGAGAUCAGGCAGUACCUGGCACAGUGGCUGGAAAACCAGGACUGGGAACAUGCCGCCAGCAAUGUCUCAUUUGCUACGCUGUUAUUCCAUGACCUGCUGUCACAGCUUGAUGAUCAGUUCAGCAGAUUCUUGAUAGAAAACAAUUUUUUGCUGCAGCACAACAUAAGGAAAAGCAAACGUAAUCUUCAGGAUAACUUCCAAGAAGACCCGAUACACAUGGCAAUGAUCAUCUACAACUGUCUGAAAGAAGAGAGAAAAAUACUGAACAGUGCCCAGGCGUCGAAUGAGAUGGAAGUAGGGAAUGUACAGAACACUGUGAUUGGGAUGCUGGACAAACAGAAGGAGCUUGAUGCCAAAGUUAAGGCUAUAAAAAGCAGUGUUACAGAUGUGGAGCAGGACAUCAAGGCAUUAGAGGAUAUGCAAGAUGAGUAUGACUUCAAAUGUAAAACCCUGCAGAAUAGAGAACACGAGUCCAGUAAUAUGUCUCAGGAGGAGUACAAGAAAGAACAGCUGAGUCUCCAGCAGAUGUUCUUAAACCUGGACCUCAAGAGAAAGGAGGUGGUGAAUAAGAUAGUACAGCUGCUGCACAGCACAGAGCACACACAGACUGCCCUUAUUAAUGAUGAGCUGGUGGAGUGGAAGCACAGGCAACAGACAGCAUGCAUUGGUGGGCCACCCAAUGCCUGCCUCGACCAGCUGCAGAACUGGUUCACCACUGUUGCUGAAAGUCUACAGCAAGUUCGUCAGCAGCUUAAGAAGCUUGAGGAACUGGAACAGAAGUUUACCUACGACCCUGAUCCCAUUACAAAAAAUAAACAAUUUCUGCAGGACCUAACGCACACUCUUUUCAAACAACUCAUCCAAAGCUCCUUUGUGGUGGAGAGGCAGCCUUGCAUGCCAACACAUCCUCAGAGGCCACUAGUCCUGAAGACAGGAGUACAGUUUACUGUGAAGCUGAGAUUGCUGGUGAAACUGCAGGAACUGAACUACAACUUGAAAGUGAAAGUUUUAUUUGAUAAAGAUGUAACUGAGAAGAACUCAGUCAAAGGGUUCAGGAAAUUUAAUAUUUUGGGAACAAACACAAAAGUAAUGAACAUGGAAGAAUCUACCAAUGGAAGUCUAGCAGCAGAAUUCAGGCACUUGCAACUGAAAGAACAGAAAAAUGCAGGGAGCAGAACAAAUGAGGGUCCUCUCAUUGUAACAGAAGAGCUUCACUCUCUGAGUUUUGAGACGCAGCUGUGCCAGCCUGGUUUGGUAAUAGACCUAGAGACCACAUCCCUUCCCAUUGUUGUGAUCUCAAAUGUGAGCCAGCUUCCCAGUGGAUGGGCUUCUAUCUUGUGGUUCAACAUGCUGUCUACUGAUCCCAAGAACUUGUCCUUCUUUCUGAAUCCGCCUUGUGCAAAGUGGUCUAAGCUUUCUGAAGUUCUGAGUUGGCAGUUUUCUUCUGUAACAAAGAGAGGACUUAAUGCAGAUCAGCUGAGCAUGCUGGGAGAGAAGCUUCUUGGGCCAACAAACGGAGGAUCUCAGGAUGGCCUUAUUCCUUGGACAAGAUUCUGCAAGGAAAACAUAAAUGAUAAAAAUUUCCCCUUUUGGCUGUGGAUUGAGGGAAUCCUGGAGCUUAUUAAGAAACAUCUCCUGUGUCUCUGGAAUGAUGGCUGCAUCAUGGGUUUCAUCAGCAAAGAGAGAGAACGUGCUCUACUGAAGGACCAGAGCCCAGGAACAUUUUUACUGAGAUUCAGUGAAAGCAGCAGGGAGGGAGCAAUCACCUUUACUUGGGUAGAGGGAUCUCAGAAUGAGCUCCAGUUCCACUCAGUAGAACCCUACACCAAGAAGGAGCUCUCUGCUGUGACUUUCCCUGAUAUCAUCCGCAAUUACAAAGUGAUGGCAGCUGAAAACAUUCCUGAGAACCCGCUGCGAUUCCUGUACCCGAACAUACCCAAAGACAACGCCUUUGGCAAAUACUACUCCAGGCCUAAGGAGGCACCAGAGCCAAUGGAUUUGGAUGGUCCCAAGGGAAACGGCUACAUCAAGACUGAGUUAAUCUCUGUAUCUGAAGUCCACCCUUCCAGGCUCCAGUCUCCAGAAAACCUGCUCCCCAUGUCUCCCGAGGAGUUUGAUGAGGUGUCUCGGAUGGUGGACCCAGCAGACAUUGAUACUGUGAUGUGUACACACAUUCAGCUCUGAGCUUUGGCUGAGUUUUCCCUGCGUCAUUAGCACGGCCGAUUCGCUUCACACAUCCUGUGCUGUAGUCAAUGCCUUGGGGACACACUUCACUUCCUUGGUUUCUCAACCUGAAGGUGCAGUAGCAAUUUUAGCUAAUGGGAGUAUCAACAGCAGCAGCCUGAGUAGCCUCCUUACGUGCAUAUCUUUGUUUAAUUAGCAAGAUACCGUGCCAGAGUGGAGGAAGAGCAGGAUGGGAAUGUGAGCUCCUCAAUGACAGUGAUAGGAGAAACGUGCAUUCAUUGUUUAAAGGAAUUAGUUAAACAUUUAAAACAGUUGACUGUACACAGGAGGCUUCAAAGAAAAGCUGGUUCUUUUGCAGAGGUUCUGUUCAGAAAGCUUACACCUUCAAUUUUUGUCUGCAAAACACUCUACAGCUACAUGCCCCACCAAAUCCCUGUGCUGCUGAAGUUUGUUGUGCUUUUAGUUUUUCUGGGCAUGGCACUUUGAGAGAGCAAAAGCACAAAAUGUUACCUGCAUUUCAUUUCUGCAGUUUUCCUAAGGCUUAAUCUUGUGUAGGAUGUUUCACACAAUCUCUCUCAUAAAAAGCAUUUCUUAGGACACCACCUUCAAGCUGCAUUGGCAUAUGCUGAGCUUGCAACCCAAGGUGUAUAAUCAAGACUAAAGCCUCUGCAGACUGGAGUCAUAAGACAAAAUGAGAACCUACUCUUAAAGAGUGCAAAAGGAAUUGAAGUAUGUUUUUGUUAACUGUGCUUAGUCUGCCGAGGCUGGGAUCUGGUCACUCCUAACUUUUGCCAUAAUACAGACCCCAUUUAGGUUGUAACAGGGGGAAUGGAACUCAGUUUUCUCGUGCAUUAUGAACCAGGGCAUUUAUUUAACUGUUAAUUUGAAUAGCUAAAAGCUUCUACAGGCUUUGCUAAUGAAGUGGGUUUGUAAUUAGGGGUAAGGCACAGGAGGGUGAAGAAGUUACAGUUUAUCCAGAGCAGUGGCUGCAGGAUAUGCAGUGUGCAGUACUUAAAGGAUGAAGCUGUGCUUCCACUAGAGGAGGAACAGGUUUGUUUCUCAGCAGGUUGGAAGGUAAUUAACAACUCAAGAGGCGAGGCUGUUCUAGGCAGCUGGUCUCUCCCUUUAAGGGGUACCUAUUAGUGCAGGCUGCUAAUUAGCAUGGAGCUGAGCAGAGGGGCUGCAGAGCACUCGUGCUGCACCCCACCUGUCCAGGGACAGGAACAGGGCACCCAUUGUGGGGGCCCUCCCUGCCUGAGCAGGGGCUUGGACAAGGUGACCUCCCAAAGCCUCUCCAGACCCAUCAGCUGCUGUUUGGGAAGUAGAGGACUGGUUCAGUUUGGUGUGUUGUGCCCAAGACAUCUGAUGUGCCCCCUGCAAAAGCUUCAAAGAAAAAUUAAAGGACCUAGAGCAGGUAACACAUGUAUUUAAAUGAAAGCAUUGCCAACACAAGAAUUUAAAUAAAAGCCAAACUGACUUAUUUUUGGUGCCCUGGGUUACUGAGAUUAACAGUGCUACAGGAAAUAGCAAGUGGUGACUUAAUGCCUUUAUCUUGCUGUAACUAGCUGAAUGUGCAGCUGUUGCUAAUACAAAAACCAAGUUACUUGUUUUUUGAGCUAUGCUUUGUAUUCAUGUUCUACAUCUUAUUACUUUUAUACUUCAGUUUUGUGAGAGUUAAAGCAGUGGCCUUAUUCACAGGUUGGUCCUUCCAGAGCCGGUAGGUCUGGAGGCAGUGAUUUUUCCUCCAUAGAAUAUUCUUAUAUAUGUUUUAAAUAAAUGGAACUGCUAGUUGCCA